Messenger RNA from Ictalurus punctatus (channel catfish), 2429 nucleotides. RefSeq names its product large 60S subunit nuclear export GTPase 1 (gene lsg1). Gene Ontology annotation, cellular component: cytosol. NCBI's taxonomy places the organism in Eukaryota, Metazoa, Chordata, Actinopteri, Siluriformes, Ictaluridae. Gene Ontology annotation, molecular function: GTPase activity; GTP binding. Gene Ontology annotation, biological process: ribosomal subunit export from nucleus. The record is from RefSeq and is a predicted model, not a curated record. Bases 426 to 2219 code for a protein of 597 amino acids. The transcript has 14 exons.
GCAACAAGACUUUCUUCAGUUGUUCUCUGUUAUUGCUAACGGGUUAGCUAUAGUAGAUAGCCGAGUCACUCAGAGUUGUGAUGGGAGUGUAUACACUAGUUAUGGUCAUGUAAGAAAUAACACAGAAAUGGCGACCAGCUAAUUAACUCAAAACAUUAGCAAAGGUUUCCUGAGGCUUUAAUCUCUCCGUCUGGUUCAAUACACACAACCACAAUCACGGGGAAGAUGAAAGUAAAUUGUGCAUUUCAUUUGGAAAUCAAGGCCCCAGAGUCUGGAGGAAGAGUGGAGAGGCACAGAAUCCAAGUUGCUUGAAGUCCAGUGUGAAGUUUCCACAGUCAGUGAUGAUUUGGGGUGCCAGGUCAUCUGCUGGUGUUGGUCCACUGUGUUUUCUCAAGUCGAGAGUCGAUACAGCUGCCUGAUUUGCAAUGGAGCUCCACACCAGCGAACUGAAUGACGGAUAUGAUUGGGGUCGCCUGAAUUUGCAGUCUGUAACGGAGCAGAGCUCGUUGGAUGAUUUUCUGGCCACGGCUGAACUGGCAGGAACAGAAUUUACUGCAGAGAAACUGAACAUCAGAUUGGUGCCAGCUGAAGCCAGGAGUGGCCUACUGACAGCUGAGGAAUCCAAGAGACUGAAGAAGCUCCAUGAUGACAACAGACAGUUCCUCCGCAUACCACGAAGACCGCACUGGGAUGAGAACACAAGCCCCGAGCUCCUCCAGCAGGCCGAAAGAGACAGCUUCCUGACAUGGAGACGAGAGCUGGCAAGGCUGGAGGAGGAACAGAAACUGAUUCUUACCCCUUUUGAGAGGAACCUGGAUUUUUGGAGGCAGCUUUGGAGAGUUAUCGAGAGAAGUGAUGUUGUGGUCCAGAUAGUGGAUGCCAGAAACCCUUUGCUGUUCCGAUGUCCUGAUCUAGAGAAAUACGUCGAAGAGGUCUCCAGUCACAAGGUGAACAUGCUACUGUUGAACAAAGCAGAUCUGCUUACCCGAGAGCAGCGUCGUGCCUGGGCCAAGCAUUUUCAGAAAGAAGGCAUCAGAGCAGCGUUCUGGUCUGCGCUGGCUGAGGCACAGCGGCUGGACGCCGAAGAAAAGGGAGAAGAUCUCGAUGACCUUCAGGAGUCAAGCGAUGCAGAAUGUAGGGCGGCCCAGGCCUCAGAGGAAAGGAGUCGAGAGGACGAGGAAGAUGACGAAGAAGAGGACACGACAGCGAGUUUUGAAGACUGCACUUCAGAUGUAGACUGGCAAACCUGCUCUGAGGGAUCAGGAGACGAAAAGGACGAAGAGAAGUGUGCAGCCUCUUCAGCUUGUGCUUCUUUUUAUAACUCGAGCCGUCUGCUGCGCAAAGACGAACUGCUGGAAAUGUUCAAAUCUGCACAUACUGGACCCAAGUGUAAGAACGGCCAAUUCACAGUAGGACUGGUGGGUUAUCCGAAUGUUGGCAAAAGCUCCACCAUCAACACCAUCUUUAGGAAUAAGAAAGUCUCGGUGUCAGCAACACCUGGACACACAAAGCACUUUCAGACAUUGUUUGUUGAACCGGGUCUUUGCCUGUGUGACUGUCCUGGCCUAGUCAUGCCUUCCUUCAUGUCCACCAAAGCCGAGAUGAUCUGCAGCGGGAUUCUCCCCAUCGACCAGAUGCGAGACCACGUCCCGGCCAUCUCUCUCGUUUGUCAGACAAUUCCACGAGCUGUGCUGGAGGGAACCUACGGCAUCAACAUCGUCAGACCAAGAGAGGACGAAGAGCCAGAUCGCUCGCCCACCUCUGAGGAACUGCUUUCAGCUUAUGGAUAUAUGAGGGGCUUCAUGACAGCACACGGUCAGCCAGACCAGUCCAGAUCUGCCCGCUAUGUCCUGAAAGACUAUGUUACCGGAAAGCUGCUCUAUUGUCACCCUCCUCCUCUCAUCAAUGCUAAAGACUUCCAGCCUCAGCACUUGAAGUUUGUAAACCAAACUAUUAAGAGUGGUCCUUCCACGUGUACCAAUAAACCUCCCAAGAUCAAACAGAUUGAAAACACUGUUGAUAAAACUUUCUUUCACCAGGAGAACGUCCGGGCACUAACAAAGGGAGUGCAGAUGGUGAUGGGCUACAAACCUGGCAGUGGCCCACAAGCGCAAGGAAAAGCAGGCGCAGAACAGCAAGCUGGGAAACCUUGGAAAAAGCACGGCAACAGGAACAAGAAGGAGAAAGUGAGAAGACUCAAUAAACACCUGGACGCUUGAACGUUGCCGUGAUAUGGAAGACGAGCAAAGACACUGAAACAGUUCCUAUUUGAGGCUGAUGGAAAUAUCUGAACUUAAAAUAAAAGCCACUUUCUAAGAAUCCAUUCGCAAUUACACCAUGAAAAUAAUACAUUUCUGCAUGAUCCAAACUGAUUUUGUAUUGUUGCCACAUUUAUAAUCAAUGAAGCACCCCUCUUGAUGUGUCUAAAA